AUGGGAGACAUUCAUGAAAGGUGCUUGUCCCGGUGGGUGGCGAUGUCUAAUAAGGACCAGUGCGAAAUCUGCCAGGAAAAAUACGCUCGAAGUGGUCGGACAUUGAAGGCGCUUAAAGAAUGGGAAAGGCCUCAUAUUGGAUCCGAGGCAACGCUUCAUUUCAUUAAUACAUCUUACCAUUUACUUCUUAUUGUAGGAGAUCCUCUCAUUAGUACUAAUAGCGGCAUUAACGUAUUCUCUAAUCUACUUGGUGAAUCUGAAACUGUUUUACUCGGAACUAAUUGUACACUAUUUAGUUGUGAUGGUGGUACUCGCCUCCACUCUACUCGCCUCAGUGUUCGGCAUUUUUCGGCAAAUCAAGAGAUAUGUGUUCAAGCAAAUGGAAAUAAAAUUCGUCAACAAGUCAUCCGUAACAUUGAAUAA
Strongylus vulgaris is the source of this 423-nucleotide messenger RNA. Lineage: Eukaryota; Metazoa; Nematoda; Chromadorea; Rhabditida; Strongylidae. The record is from the annotation of a GenBank genome assembly.